Messenger RNA from Linum tenue, 1114 nucleotides. Lineage: Eukaryota; Viridiplantae; Streptophyta; Magnoliopsida; Malpighiales; Linaceae. The record is from the annotation of a GenBank genome assembly.
GCCGCCCUCUCACUCCUCUCUCGAUUCUUCUUCGCCUUUCUUCUUCUCUUCCAGAGAAAAGAAGACGAAACCCUAGCCGCCUCCAAAGAGAUCAAACCCUAAUCCUCUCGCCUCUUAACCGCCGCCGCUCUCUUCUCUCACUCUCUCUCUCUCUCCCUCGAGUUAUUCACAAGUAGCCCGGGGGCGGAAGCGAUUUAGGGUUCCUGAGCGUGCGGUCGAGAUUGUCACCCAGCCAGAGCAAGGAUCGCUUGUUGUUGUUGUUGUUGUUGUUGGGCCACUGCGCAGUUAGCAUAGAAUAAUGAUUAUCGCGACGAACGAGUGGCUGGUGACGGAGGACUUACUGCUCAACUGCCUGGUUAAGAAGCACGGCCAUCUUGGGUGGGAAAAAGUCGCUUCGUGUUUCGUUCGUAAAUCCGCCGAGCAGUGCCAAGCUCGCUGGUACCAUUGUUUUGAUCCCUCAAUCAUAAAGACAAGAGAAGAGGCGGAGAAAGCAGCUUUGCUUUGUCAUCUUGCUGAGUUAUCGGAUGCAGUCACUCUCUUGAAGGAAGAUAAAGCGGCAGUAGUAGCUCAGCUAGCUGAGCGGUUGGCGAACGGAAAAAAAAAAGGAUGAAGCUCGAGCGUUUGGUCAAGUCGGCUGUUGAAACAAAGAGGUUUGAAGACGACGACAGCACUUGUCUCUUUCUGAAAUCGGAGCUUGUUGAUGAAGUUGAAAGCUGGCGACCAAGUCAUUUCGAGGCGACGACAGGAGGAUGUUUAAUUUUUAAAAAAUUUAAAAGUGUUCCUUGACAGGCAAGGCACAAAUGGGAUUUUGGCCAUUCUGCAGUUGCAGGAAGGAACUGCUGUAGCCGCAAGCUCGGCUCCACUGGGGUUCCUCGAUUGCUAUCAAGCAUAGAUUUGGACAUUUGGUGGUAGGAAAGACGCGUUGUUCCAAUUGCGGAUGCUAUCGUUCCUCUUCCGUUAGGAGUAGUAGCUCAAAACCCCAUCAUGACCAAGUACAACCCUCAGUCGGGACGGGGUAAAGGCGAUUGAGCUUGUCGGAAUUCAGAGCCUCUCUUCCGCGGUGGAAUGUCAGAGCGUCUCUUUGUCGAUAGUGACGGGGUUGAUUAGCGGCGAC